AGCCCCACCCACCCUGGGCGGCCCCAGCUUGCAGCCCUCACACCUCCUCAAAGGAGGCAGGAGACAGAGUCCCACAGGACCAGAGACGUGGAGUCCCACAGGACCAGCUCAUUAAGCAGGAGUCUCGCGUGGCGGAGCCAUUCCCAGCUACUUCAUCGAUUGAUCGAUUGAUCGAUCGAUCGUGGAGUCGUGUGCCCCCUCCUCCUGCUGCCACAGCUGCUAGAGCUACUGGAGCUACAGCUGCCCCUGUGGGUCAGAGACCGAGGCCAGAGGCCCCACCCUGCAGCCAGUCCCUCCUUUCUCCGUGUCUGCAAGGUCUUUGGCCAGAGGAAACGCCUUGCAUCGGCUGCAGGAUGGGCAGCUGCGGAAGGAAGGUCCUCUGGGCUCUCUGUCUCCUGCAGCUGCUGGGAGCUGGCUCUGCCGCUGACAUCUGGAAGCGUGCCCUGCGGGACAGGCUGCCAGAGAGGUCCCGAGUGGAGGAGGCGAACAUCGCUGGCCCCCAGCAGCCUCGUGCUGACCGCUGCCCACCGCCCCCAAGGACGCUGCCCCCUGGAGCCUGCCAGGCUGUGCGCUGCCAGGCCGACUCCCAGUGCCCACAACAUUGGCGCUGCUGCUACAAUGGCUGUGCCUACUCCUGCCUGGAGGCCGUGCCACCUCCGCCAGUUCUAGACUGGCUGGUUCAGCCGAAGCCGAGGUGGCUGGGAGGCAACGGCUGGCUCCUGGAUGGCCCCGAAGAGGUGCUACAAGCAGAGGCCUGCAGCACCACCGAGGACGGUGCCGAGCCACUGCUCUGUCCCUCUGGCUACGAGUGCCACAUCCUGAGCCCAGGGGACGUGGCCAAGGGCAUCCCCAACCGCGGGCAGUGCGUCAAGCAGCGCCGGCACGCAGAUGGGCGGUUCCUGCGACACAAAUUUCAUAAAGAAUACCCAGAUGGUGACUCCAAGUAUGUGGCAGAACCUGGCAAGGAACAACAGAGGCCCUUCCAGUAAAGCAGCAGGCAGUCGGAGCGGGAGCACUCCUCCACUUCCUGCUAAGCCUCGGGAGGAGCAGGGAGGCAGCUGGACCCCAAAGGCGUGCUCCGCCUGCAGAGCAAGACCCCGAGUCCCUGGAGACAGGGCCCCUGGCUCCUGAGCCCAGCUUGGCCCGCCACGGUCUGAGGAGGCGCUGACCAGCUCUGGGCCCUGCUUCCCACCCAGCCCCUGAGCCACAGCGCCACCAUCUGCCCGCUGGGAAGAAAGCACCGCCCGAGCGCGGUGAAGGCCUCUUUCCCUGUCGGAGUUCAGCAUCCUGGCGUGUCUGCUCAUUACUCCCGGGUCUGGCUCUGGGAGGCAGCGCCCAUCCCAGAGGUUCUCCGAAUAGAUUUGCCCAUCUUAGAAUGGCACUGAACUACA
Messenger RNA from Cavia porcellus (domestic guinea pig), 1391 nucleotides. It is a transcript of the gene Wfdc1, whose product is annotated as WAP four-disulfide core domain 1. Gene Ontology annotation, cellular component: extracellular region. Gene Ontology annotation, biological process: regulation of cell growth. The transcript has 8 exons. Gene Ontology annotation, molecular function: peptidase inhibitor activity. Lineage: Eukaryota; Metazoa; Chordata; Mammalia; Rodentia; Caviidae. The coding region runs from base 354 to 989 and encodes 211 amino acids. The record is from RefSeq and is a predicted model, not a curated record.